AUGGCGGAUGCGGCUCCUGAAGCUAGACGUCCUCACACUCGAGCACAAAAUGGUAUUCGCAAGCCUAAAUCAUAUACAGACAGUACGAUCAGGUAUGAUCUGUCUACUAUCUCUGCUGAACCUCACAAUCUUGAUGAGGCUAUGGGGGAUGUUAAUUGGAAAGGAGCUAUGGAUGUUGAGUACAUGGCACUUGUGAACAAGAAGACAUGGCAUCUAGUACCGCUAGAACAAGGGAGGAACAUAAUAGAUUGCAAGUGGGUUUACAAGGUUAAGAAGAAGUCUAAUGUCUCGCUUGAUCGGUACAAGGCUCGUCUAGUUGCUAAAGGCUUCAAGCAUCAUUACAGUAUUGAUUAUGAUGAUACUUUUAGCCGUGUUGUCAAAGCAGCUACCAUUCGCCUUAUGUUAUCUCUUGCAGUCUCAUAUGGUUGGAGUCUUUGCCAACUAGAUGUUCAGAAUGCAUUUUUCUUCAUGGUGUCCUUGAAGAAGAAGUGUUCAUGA
Molecule: messenger RNA, 498 nt
Organism: Setaria italica (foxtail millet)
Lineage: Eukaryota; Viridiplantae; Streptophyta; Magnoliopsida; Poales; Poaceae
Exons: 1
Coding region: 1-498 (165 amino acids)
Source: RefSeq, a predicted model, not a curated record